Spea bombifrons (plains spadefoot toad) is the source of this 5065-nucleotide messenger RNA. It is a transcript of the gene COL17A1, whose product is annotated as collagen type XVII alpha 1 chain. Lineage: Eukaryota; Metazoa; Chordata; Amphibia; Anura; Pelobatidae. The record is from RefSeq and is a predicted model, not a curated record. The transcript has 56 exons. Bases 304 to 4881 code for a protein of 1525 amino acids.
UUUUUUUUUGUUGAAAGUUUAUUGGGUGGGGCGAAAAAAACUUAAAACCAUGCCACACCUUUGUCAAGACUUGUCUGCAAAAGAAGGGACUGCAGGGAACAUGGGAUACAGUCAUUCAAUAAAAAGAAAAAUUCAACAUUCUUAAAGAAUCAGUCAGCGUCAACACACCUUGGAGGACGUGUAAAUAGGUGUAGGAGGGCAAACAUUUAUAAAAAGGAAAAGUUUGGGAGAAGAAGACAUUAAUUUGGCCUCAAUUGUUUCCAGAGGUUCUUCUCUUGUGGAUAUACACCAGGUGACUAUGGAAUGGAUAGCAUAAGUAAGAAAAGUUAUCGCGACGGCGGGGAAGUCACUGGAAGAACCUAUACGGAAACCGUAACAUCCUCAUCAAGACUUGUAUCUUUACCACCAAAAGGGGCGAACAGUAGUGGCUCCAAACUUUCCUACCAGACCGGAGGGGGUGGAAUGGAAAAAAAGUCCGUGGUCCAAAGCAGCACCAGCUACGUCACAUCAGGUGGAAGUUCAAGAUUAAACACUAGCACAUCUGGAUCCCGAUACCCUCAGUCCCCAAGUUCCACGCUCACCGUCUCCCCAAAUUCAACCUUCGAAAGGAAAACUUACACCUCCACCUCUCGCCAGGGAGGAUACGAAGGAAGUUCCAGUGGGAACUCUUCACCGGAAUACACUAGAAAAGAAAUGGCAUCUUCUUCCACAAGGGGGCGCACUCAGAGCAGAGAGACUGAAAUCCGUACUCGCCUCCAGAGUGCAUCACCCUCCACAAGAUGGACAGAACUUGACGAUGUGAAGAAACUUCUAAAAGGUGGACGUUCCACCAGCGUCAGCCCCACCAGAUCUCCAACAAACACCCUCCCUAUUCCCAAAAAACCUGUCGUGGAAACAAAAAUAGUAACAGAAAGCUCCCAGUCAGUUUCAGGAACAUACGACACAACGAUACUGGAUGCUGCCCUCCCAUCAUACAUGUGGACCUCCACGCUUCCAGCAGGGUCAUCCAUGGGUUAUCACAACAACAUGAGCUACGGGGCAUCUAUGAUGAAUGCCCAGUCUACAGGAUCAGUAUUUGGAAUGCCCAAUAACCUUGCACCAAGCUCUCCAUCUCUGAAUUCCGGGUAUAACUCUUCCUCUGCACUAUAUGGUGUUCAGAACAAUCUUGCCCCAAUCUCUGUGACGGGUCAAGGACCAGGCCCAGUCACUAACACCACCAGUACAACCGCCACUUCAGGAUACGGGGUAAAGAAGAAUGCUUCACAGAGUUCUGGUGGGAUGAGUACCACAGUUACCACAUCAACUGUUACCACUGGAAAGACCCAAGGUGAUGAAAUUCUCAGCAAGGAUUACAAGUUCCUCCUUCUCGAGAAGGAGAAGAGCCCUUCCAAAAAAGAAGGAGACAUGCUAAUAAUGUCCAAAGACACUGGCAAAGUCUUCACAGCCUCCAGCGGGGGUACUUCAGGCUCCUAUGGGGAAGAUGCAAUAAAGAAAGAGAAACAAAUGACCACAAGCGCAGACACGUUUUAUAAAGCUGAAGCUAAUGGAGGAUUGAAAGUAACUAAAGAUAAAGCCACGUAUGCAGAGAUACACCGAGCUGAUGCGUUGAAAGCUGUGGAUCACUACGAUGGCGGACGGGCCACCAGCGAUGCAGAUGCCAUCUGUGGACCUUGCGGCUCCUGUUGCAGGUGGUGGAUGUGGAUGCUCGGUUUACUUCUGGGACUUCUGUGCCUCCUCGGUCUUCUCUUCGGGCUGAUAUCUCUUUGGCAGGACGUGAAAAAUCUCCAGUCCCGUGUAGACAGCCUCGAAAAGAGCAGCCCGACCAACAGGGCCGUAGCGGAAUUCUUACAGUCUCGAGAAAGCGUGUCUGCGUUAGGAAGCGCGCCGGUCGGCUCAUCCAACACCAUAGACUUAUCAAGUAGCACCGGCACCGGCACAGCAGCGCUCAGCGAUCAGAACAAAGCACUGUUUUGGCAAUAUGUCAGGGAAAGAAUGCAGACGGAAAGAGGAAUGUUUGUUGGUGAAAAGGGUGAACCGGGACAGAAAGGUGAUAUGGGUAUGCAUGGAGACAGAGGAGAGAGAGGCCUUCCCGGACCACAAGGAGCUCCUGGUCUUAUCGGACAUCCUGGACCAGAAGGACCAAAGGGACAGAAAGGCAGUGCUGGGGAUGCUGGUAUCGAGGGCCCAGCUGGGCAAAGAGGACGAGAUGGGAUUCCAGGGCCCCGCGGUGAACCUGGUCUGCCAGGCAUUGGAGAAAAAGGAGACAGAGGUAUGGCUGGAGAACCAGGAAUGCCAGGAGCAGCAGGCCAGCCGGGCUCAAUGGGACUUAAAGGUGCAAUGGGUCCACAAGGUCCACAAGGACUUGCAGGUGCUCCAGGUCUUCAGGGAUAUAGGGGAGAACCCGGAGUACAAGGACCUAAAGGUGAUAAAGGAGCUACGGGAGCGCCAGGGAUUAAAGGUGACCAAGGUGAAAAGGGAUCCAGAGGUCUUACAGGAGAACCAGGACCACGCGGAUUGCCAGGUCCAACUGGAGAGGCAGGCGCUAAAGGAUCGGCAGGUCCACCAGGCCCAGAUGGUCACCAAGGUCCAAGAGGUGAACAAGGAACCAUCGGACUACCAGGGGCAAGAGGACCACCAGGAUCGUCCGGGGAUCCCGGCAUGCCAGGACUUCCAGGAGCACAGGGCCCACCAGGACCUCCCGGCACCCCCGGCAGAGCAGGAGCUAAAGGUGAUGCAGGAGAACCAGGAAGAGUCAUCAGCCAAGAGGGUAACACAUAUGCUCUGCCCGGACCUCCCGGACCUGCAGGACCUGUUGGACCGCCAGGUUCCCCAGGUGUCCCAGGCCCAGUUGGACCGGCUGGUCUUCCAGGACAACCAGGUGCCAAAGGAGCCAGAGGAGAACCCGGUGAACCAGGAAUUACUGUUUCAAGACCAGAAAAUACUUUUGCAGCACAGAGCAUGCCUGGAGCCCCCGGACCUCCCGGACCACCAGGUCCCCCAGGAGCCUCAAUUCAGGGACCACCCGGACAAUCAGGUGCUCAGGGACCACCAGGUCCAAUUGGUCCUCAAGGGCCACCAGGUGAAUCCAAAACAGGCGCUUCUGGCCAACCCGGACCACCUGGACCACCAGGACCACAGGGUCCACCAGGAAACUUUGUACCCUCAUCAGAAAGCUUCUUCACUGGUCCACCAGGACCUCCAGGUUUACCAGGCCAACCAGGAACCAAGGGAGACAGAGGUGAUCCAGGUAGCAGAGGCCCAGCAGGUCAGCCCGGUGAUCCAGGUCAACCAGGACUUCCCGGAGCUCCAGGACGUGAUGGACCAGCAUCCGUCGGGCCUGCAGGUCCACCAGGCUCCCCAGGAAUACCCGGACAACCCGGGCCACCAGGAGAAAGAGGUGAAGCCGGUAUUCCAGGAGCUCCCGGUAUUCCAGGAAGUUCACGAGGUUCACCAGCAGUUGGAAGACCUGGCCAAGGCACUUCUGGCCCGCCAGGCCCCCCCGGUCCUCCAGGACCUGCCGGACCUCCAGGUCAACCUGGUACCUCUGGACGCGGCGCAGAAGAAGUCCAACAGUACAUUGCUCAGUACCUGCAGAGUGAAAACGUCCGAAAUUAUCUGGUUGGUCCCCAAGGCCCCCCUGGACCUAAAGGAGACAGCGGCCAAGAGGUGGAUUAUGCCGAGUUGGCAAGUCGCGUCAUGAGCUACUUAAGAGGCUCUGGAUUCACUUCUGGAGAGGCUAGCCAAGCAGGAUUUUUGGGUCCAGCCGUCACCUAUGAUGAAAUCCUGUCAAUGCUGCAGAGCUCCGGGAUGCAGAUCGGUCUUCCAGGACCACCCGGGCCACCAGGACUACCAGGACUACCUGGGUCUGGCUAUGGAGACAUCACAGCUUUACUUCAAGCCUCUGAGUUCCGAGGACUUGUUGGACCACCAGGCCCACCGGGACAACCAGGCCGUCCAGGGACACCAGGUCGGCCAGGGCCACCUGGUCCUAUGGGACCACCUGGCAAUCCAGCCACCAGCAGAACCAGCUUCGAUACAGAGGAAAUUUCCGCCUACUUACAAAAUGUUGGUUAUAUCGGAGGACCACCAGGACCACCAGGGCCCCCAGGACCUCAGGGACCCCCUGGUAAUGGUGGUAAUGGUGGCAGCUUGGUCUCUUAUGCUGAGAACAUUCAUGGCGAUCGGUUACGCACCGAACUCAUUGAGUACCUGACAAGUGACAGCAUUCGGAGAUAUAUCACCGGACCCCCAGGGCCACCAGGACCACCAGGACCUCAAGGCCUACGAGGGGCUAAAGGAGACAGUGGUGUUAUUUCAUCUUCAUUGUUAUCGUCAGGGUUGUUAUCAUCAGGAUCGUUAUCAUCAGGGUCGUUAUCAUCAGGGUCAUCAUCAGGAUUAUCAUCAUCAGGGUCAUCAUCAGGGUCAUCAUCAGGGUUAUCAUCAUCAGGGUCAUCAUCAGGGUCAUCGUCAGGGUCAUCAUCAGGGUCAUCAGGGUCAUCAUUUUCUUCAUUCGCAAUAGAUUACAACGAAGUGGCCUCCCGUGUGACGGAACAAAUCCAGAGUCAAGGCCUACUGCAAGAUGUCUCUUUCAACAUGCAAAGGACAGUGAUCCCAGGACCCCCCGGACCACCCGGACCACCAGGAAUCUGCCAAGUCUAUGCAACUCAUGCUAACAUAACAACCGAUCUCAUGGAGGUCUUUAGAACUUACGGAACUAUACAAGGUCCACCAGGACAAAAAGGAGAAAGAGGAUUCCCAGGGGCCAAAGGUGACAGGGGACCUCAAGGUUUUAGCGGACAACCAGGGUCAAGGGGGCCAAAAGGAGAGAAAGGAGAACAAAUAUAUGUGGGGAAACGUAAAAGAAGAAGCGUCGGAAUUUGAAGUGACAUCACCUACGAUUCACCUUAAAUUGUGAAUAACCAUUGGCUGAGAUUAGCCCCUCCCACAAACAUUAAUUGUAAAUACUGGCCCACAAGCACCUCCAAAGACAAUGCUUAAUUUAUAUUUAUCAGGGAUUAUGCAAUUACAGUCGUGACCAUAGAGUUUACUCAGGAUACUAAUCUGA